Messenger RNA from Dendrobium catenatum, 989 nucleotides. RefSeq lists its product as uncharacterized. The coding region runs from base 212 to 694 and encodes 160 amino acids. The transcript is spliced from 3 exons. The record is from RefSeq and is a predicted model, not a curated record. Lineage: Eukaryota; Viridiplantae; Streptophyta; Magnoliopsida; Asparagales; Orchidaceae.
AGUUAAUCAAGGCGUCUAGGGUUUGCUCUCAUCUUCUCAUUUCGUCGUUGCUGUUCAGCUUCGUUGCUUCGCAGGAGGUGUAGAGAUUGCACGCGUCGCUUCUUGGGCUCACUCCUUCGACGACGUUCCCUUCCUGUUGGAUCGGAAGUUACGACAUUUGAUCGGAAGCAACAACGGGAGCUCGCUGGCUGUGAAGGUAAUCCGUGUUGUGAUGGCCGACGCUGACUGGGAAGUCUGCGAAGACAACGGCUUCGUCUACAAGCGGCGGCGGCGCCACCUCUCCUCACUGGUGGGGCGUCUUCCUGCCGACUCCGCAGAAGAACUCCGGAGAAGUCACCGCGCGCGGAAGAAGCGGUGCCUCAUUACCAUCCGCGACAGGUAUCAGCGAGAACUAGAGCAGUGGGAGGACCUUUCUGCCUCCCUCUUUCGCUUGGCUUCUCCUACUCCCGAAACCACCUCCGAAGCUCGCACAUCAUCCUUGGCUUCCCCUCGCUCCUUCCAUCUGUCUCCGCCGGCGAUCGACGGCCUUAUCCUCGAGCUGGAGACUCAAGAAACAAUUUUUAGAAAGAUAUCGGACUUGUGCAAUAUUGUGGAUUUAUUUUGCGAAACUCAGGAGGAUCGGUUGACACAGUCAUUGUUGGAUUUGCCCAUCUGGGGGAGCCCUAGAGCUCUCAUGCGAUCUUUGUGUGAUUGAGAUUAGAGAAGCUGAAAAAUGGCACUGCGAUCAUCAAUAUGUAUGGUUUCUAUUUUCAUUGUAGAGAAAAAUAGAAAAAUGCAAUAUUUAGUCUUCUCCAGCUUUUGUUUGAGUACUUUGUUUUGUAUUUUUUUUAACAUGGUUUUGUUGUUGGUCAUUUUAAGCUGUUAAGUUGUAUAGUACGAUAGUUUCUAAAUAUCCUAGAGUCUUGACAGACUAGGACGUGUAGAACUGUAAUGCAACCUCUUGAGUUUUAUUAGUGGAUGAAUGCAUAUUUGAUCUUACAAAACUUCAA